This is a messenger RNA of Staurois parvus, 1102 nucleotides long. Lineage: Eukaryota; Metazoa; Chordata; Amphibia; Anura; Ranidae. The record is from the annotation of a GenBank genome assembly.
AUGCUGCGCUGCGUGGUGACGGGGUGCCCCAGCAAGGCCAACCGGGCCACCUCUCGCCGGGGCGUCAGGUUUGCACGCCUUCCCCCAAGACCUGGCCCAGAUUGAGGCGUGGCUGCGGCUCACCAGGCAGAACUUCGGAGACCUCGACCGGCUGGCCCAGAAGAUCUACUCGGACAGGGACGCGGCGGACGGUGUGCGUAUGUGCUCUGCCCACUUCACCGAAGACUCUUACGUCACCGACUACCCUACAAAGCUGCUGAGGGUGGACGCCGUGCCCACCGUCUUUCCCAAACGAAGAGCUAAACCUCCAUCCCAGGCCGCGAGCGAUGAACUGGAGUUGGCGGAAAGCGAUUGGCCGCUUCCAAACGAGAUGCCCGAGUUGAACGCCACGCAGGAGCCUCUGGUCAUAAAGAAUGGGGUGCCAGAGUCUGCUACCGAGAAGAGAAACCACACCAAUGAGAGGAUAUUAGCUUUGGCCCUGGAGAUCAUCAGCCUGCUGACUGGAGAGAGUUAUGGACGCAUAAAAAAGCCUGGUCGUCCUCCACCUCACUCCCUGACCCCCGAGGCAAACAUCAAGAAGAAGAUCCUGCAAGUCACCCAGAAGAUGAUGGAUCUGCUGACAGGAGAGGUUCCUAUAAGGUGUCAGGAUGUCACUGUCUAUUUCUCCAUGGAGGAAUGGGAGUAUCUAGAAGGACACAAGGAUCUCUACAAGGACGUCAUGAUGGAGGAUCAGCCGCCCCUCACAUCACCGGAUGGAUCCAGUAAUGGGAACCCACCAGAGAGAUGUCCUCUGUAUUCCUGGGAUUCCAUACAGGAAGGUCACACCACCCCUCACCAUCAUCAGGUAGGUGGAUCCAGUAAUGGGAACCCACCAGAGAGAUGUCCCUGUCCUCUGUAUUCCCGGGAUUCCCUACAGGAAUAUCAGGAGAUCCCUCAGGAGGAUCAGGAAGAAGGACGUGCGAGGAUUAAAGAGGAGAUUAAAGAGGAGGAAGUAGAUGGAUCCAGUAAUUGGAACCCACCAGAGAGAUGUCCCCGUCCUCUGUAUUCCCGGGACUCCACACAGGAAGAUCUCACCAUCCCUCACCACCAUCAGGUAGAUGGA